This is a messenger RNA of Colletotrichum scovillei, 666 nucleotides long. RefSeq lists its product as uncharacterized. The record is from RefSeq and is a predicted model, not a curated record. The transcript has a single exon. NCBI's taxonomy places the organism in Eukaryota, Fungi, Ascomycota, Sordariomycetes, Glomerellales, Glomerellaceae. Bases 1 to 666 code for a protein of 221 amino acids.
AUGGACAACUUGCAAGUUGCGGAUGACGCUAAUGGAGGACUCUCCAGUAUCACAGAAGUCCACAUCGACCCCGAUGGAGACCUCACUUUGCGGGCGGGGCAGCAGACAGACAAGCCCGAAAGGCUAUUCCACGUCUGCGCCAGCGCCUUGCGACGUUCAUCGCAGGUCUGGAAGAAGAUGCUCUUCGGUCCAUUCAAAGAAUCUAAGCCUGCGUUUGGGCCAUGGGUGGUGAACCUCCCCGAAGACGACCCCGAGGCUCUGGAGAUAAUCCUCAACAUCAUCCACGCGAACUUCCCCUUGGUCCCGAAUACACCUGACCUGUUUGAGCUUUAUGAGAUUUUUCAGAUGGCCAACAAGUACGACAUGAUUCCGGCUCUGAAGCCUUGGGCUGUUUCUUGGUUGCACGUGGCGGAGAAUUGCCAAAAGGGUACGGAUCGCUUUGAAGGCCGAGAGAGGGCGGCAUUGUCCUAUGUGGCAUGGGAGCUGGGGCAGGUUGAGCUGCACAGGCAGAUGGUCAAGGAAUUGAUUAUGUAUUCCUCGCUUAGCGAAGACGAACGCAUGAUCAGCCAGAAGGUGUUGUUGGAUGAAGUUGGUCCUAUCGGCCCACCCGGUCUACUUGGUAACAUCCAUGACUGCUUUACCCCUUGGAUUUGCUGCUGUGCUUGA